Molecule: messenger RNA, 2173 nt
Organism: Spea bombifrons (plains spadefoot toad)
Lineage: Eukaryota; Metazoa; Chordata; Amphibia; Anura; Pelobatidae
Gene: KLF10
Product: KLF transcription factor 10
Exons: 4
Coding region: 151-1599 (482 amino acids)
Biological process (GO): regulation of transcription by RNA polymerase II
Molecular function (GO): DNA-binding transcription factor activity, RNA polymerase II-specific; RNA polymerase II cis-regulatory region sequence-specific DNA binding
Source: RefSeq, a predicted model, not a curated record
UUGGCCAGGGGCUCUUCCCGCCCACAACUACGUUUGGGAGCGGAGUAGUAUCUGAAUGGAGCAGCUGGGAGCGAGUGAAGAAAGAUAAAAUAAGUAUCAGAGCCAGGAGUGGAGAGCACAGCAUCCGAUACACUGCGCCUGCAACGAGCGAUGAGCUGCCUCCCCGACACGCACGCCAUGCUUGACAAAAUGGAAGAAGAUGAGAGACGGCAGCGCAGAGGGUCCUUGUGGAACGCAACCACGGAGAAAGGACACUUCGAAGCAGUAGAGGCGCUCAUGUACAUGAGCAACCGCUGGAAGUCCGAACCCAAUAAGUAUGUCGAGAUAAGGCCGGUUACUCCAGCGUCCGACCUGUCUGAAAAUGAAGAUAUCGUGAUGAUGAAUGCACCGGAGUUCCAUCCUGUCCCUGCCUUUUGUUUAACACCUCCUUACAGCCCCCCGGAGUUUGAGAUGUCUCCUCAGUCAAUGUCUCCGGCCCCAGUUAUGGAAAAAUGCAAGCCGUUCACUAGCUUGACUCGUAGUAAUCAAGCAGUGGACAUUAAAGAGCCGUCUGCCGUAACAUCGCAGCAAAAAGCUCAGGUGACAAGCGUGAUUCGCCAUACAGCAGACGCUCUGCACUACAGCCAACCUCCGGCGGUCCCAAACAUGUUCCGGGCCAAUCCCGCGAACAAAGUUCUACGUGAGCGAGAGGAAUCUUGGAUGAAAAGUGCGCCCAGUCUUGUUGCACAGCCACAUCCGGCUUCAAACAAACAAAGAGAAUUGUGUCAUAAAGACAAAAUUAAAGUGGAGACACAGAAUGUGCCUUGCUUUCAGCAGGUGCAGAAUGACUGUUUCCCAACUGCCUGUCAGAUUAGUGUCAACAAUGGUAUCCACGAGCCAUCUCCUCCAGACACAUGUCUUAUUCCACUGCAAACCCAAUCGCCUCCACUGUUCGUAUCCACCCCUGUUGGCACCGGUGGGGUUUCGCAGAUGCCAGUCUUGUGUCAGAUGGUCCCCUUCUCUUCAAACAACUCGGUAGUGACUACAGUAGUUACCAAUUCACAGCCGGCUCCGACCCAAACAGUCGUGCAACCCUUAUUUUACAUGGGAACACAAGUGCCUAAAGGAGCGGUGAUGUUUGUCAUGCCACAGCCAGUUGUGCACAAUGCAAAGACUCUCUUGACCGGCUGCACUAAGCUGUCACCCAUAGCCCCCGCACCCGGUAUUGUGCCUUCUGAAACAAAGAUCCUUUCACAUACAGACAACUUGCGCAUCCGAAGUCACAUCUGCAGUCACGCCGGCUGCGGGAAGACUUACUUCAAGAGCUCCCAUUUAAAGGCACACAUGCGAACGCAUACAGGAGAAAAGCCCUUCAGCUGUAGCUGGGAAGAUUGUGACCGUAAAUUUGCUCGCUCUGAUGAGCUCUCCCGCCACCGCAGAACACACACCGGGGAAAAGAAGUUUGCAUGUCCGAAAUGCGACCGGCGUUUUAUGCGCAGCGAUCACCUGGCAAAACAUGCAAGACGUCACCUCUCGACAAAGAAGCUGCCUACCUGGCAGAUGGAGGUGAGCCGGCUUAGUGACUUAGCUGUGCCACAAGCCUCGGCUCCUGUUCAGUGAAACCAAAAACAGGGUUAACUCUGCAACCAAAUGUUCUUUACUCGUCCAAGGCCUCGGCCCGGACGUAAAAUCACUUCAGCUGUUCGCUGUGAAUAUGGUUAGGACUCCAACUGCAAGACAAAAACAGAGUUGGUGACCGGAUGACAGCAGUCACCGAGUGUCUCGGAUUCCUGAGUUUGUUGCACUGAAGAAGUGGAUAAUGCAGUAACAAUAUAUGUGCACAUAAGUGUUUCUUUUCACUGACAAUAAUGCAGCCAAAUACUUUUUGCAUUAUUGUAACCAUCUCAUUAGUGUAAGCGAUUGCUCUGGCUGGAGCUUACAAAACAUUUAUGGUAUGUCCUGCUAGCUUGUGAGUGUUGAAAGGUUCCCCCCCCCCAGCUGGUACCAAAAGGCCUGGCUACAAUUUUACUCCUAUAGGUUCUGAAAAGUAUACCCAUAAGGUAAAGCGGUAUCAACAGAGACUGCUAGUGCUUGUACAUAUAUUUAAUUAAAAGACAUUUUCUUAUAAUUAAGUAAAAAAAAAUUAUGUAUUUGCUGUUUUAUUUGGUGCAUGUUUUUCUAUUUUCACAGAAUC